Messenger RNA from Ipomoea nil (Japanese morning glory), 2334 nucleotides. RefSeq names its product protein FAR1-RELATED SEQUENCE 5-like. Gene Ontology annotation, biological process: regulation of DNA-templated transcription. The transcript is spliced from 3 exons. Bases 1 to 2334 code for a protein of 777 amino acids. Lineage: Eukaryota; Viridiplantae; Streptophyta; Magnoliopsida; Solanales; Convolvulaceae. The record is from RefSeq and is a predicted model, not a curated record. Gene Ontology annotation, molecular function: zinc ion binding; nucleic acid binding.
AUGGACCCGGUGGGCUUCGUUUGUGAUAAAGAUACGUCAAUUGAUGCCGGUGUAGAAGGCAGUGGUGGUCAUAUUGAUGGUUGCGUAGAAGGAAGUGGGAGUCAGUGUGAUGAAGGGAAUUCAACUGAUGUUGCUGUAGAGACUAGUGGUCAGGGUGCCAGUGAACACUGUUUGACUGAUGUUGAGGCGGAAGACAAUGCAUGUGUUUUGGAAACGUCUCCUGGGUUGACUAAGUAUUGGCGUCCAGUUUGCACUGAUAGUUUGAAGCCUAUGGUGGGGCAAACGUUUGAUUCAUUGGAUUGUGCUAUUGUUUUUUAUAAACAGUAUGCUGGGUAUGUUGGUUUUGAUUGUAGAAAGGGUACAAUUCGGAGGAGGAGGGAUGGUGUUGUUGUGGAGAGACAGGUAUUUUGUAGCCGAGAGGGGUUUAAACAGAGUAUUUAUAGUACUCAAUCUACGUGUGUUGGUGAUGGUAAGCCUAUUGUUGUGAAGAGACGGAGGGUGACAAAUAGGGUUGGCUGCAAGGCUAGAGUGGUGUUUAAGCGUAAGUCUAAUGGACUGUUUGUUGUGCAUUUUUUGGAGGAACGACACACUCAUGUGAUGUGUUCAAUUAUUGCUAAGCAGUUUUUAAAGGUGAAUCGUAGUCUUGAUACUGGCCAUCAAAUGUUCAUUGCAAGUUGUGUUCGGGCAAAUAUUUGGUAUGUUCGGUCGUAUAAGCUGUUUAAGGAGAUUGUUGGUGAGUAUUCCAAUGUUGGGGCUACUGGGGUGGAUUUUAAGAAUUUCAAGCGUGAUUUGAUGGCAUACAUAUUGAAUGGUGAUGCUCAACUAUUCAUAGAUACGCUUUUUAAAAGGCGUGAAUUGUGUGAGGCUUUCGAGUUUGAAUAUGACGUUGAUGAUGUUGAUCAGCUUACAAGGGUUUUUUGGGCAGAUGCAGUAUCAAGGAAGAACUUUGCAUUGUUUGGUGAUGUUGUUUUAUUCGAUGCUACAUACCGAUCUAACAGGUAUAAUUUGGUGUUUGUCCCAUUUACUGGAAUUGAUAACCAUAAGAGAUCCAUCACAUUUGGUGCUGGUUUACUUACGAGGGAAGACGUAGACUCAUAUGUUUGGCUUUUGGAGAGAUUUAAGAAAACCAUGCGUCAUGAACCUAUUUGUGUCGUUACUGACCAAGAUCCAGCUGUCAAGAUUGCAGUUGCUCGUGUGUUUGGUACAUCAAAACAUAGAUUCUGCAUGUGGCAUAUAAUGUGCAAGGUUGGCGAGAAGGUUGGACCGGUUUUAGCUAAGGACGAGGUGUUUAGGAGGAAGUUGAAUGGCAUUGUUUGGAACAAAUCUAUAGAUUCCAAAACUUUUGAGGAUUUAUGGAGUCGUAUUAUAGAGGAAUAUGGUUUGGGUGAUAAUGGUUGGUUUCGUUACUUGUUUGAGUCUCGUACAUUUUGGGCAUCUCCAUACUUUCAUGAUGAGUUUAUGUCGGGAUUUGUUAGGACAACAUCUCGAUCAGAGUCUCAAAAUAGUUUUUUUGGCAGUUUCUCCAAUGGUCAUUCCAGUUUGGUUGAGUUUUUGGUGCAUUUUGAUAGUGCUAUUAGUGCACAACGACAUGCCCAAGCAAAAUUGACUGCUAACUCUGAAUCAUGCUUUCCUGUUUUGAAGACUCCAUUGGCGCUGGAGAAACAUGCAAUGGAUGUCUAUACCAUUUCUGUAUUUUAUGAUGUGCAAGUAGAGAUUUGUGAAGGUUGUUUUUCUUGUCGAGUGGUGUCUUUGUGUGAGUGCGAGGGUAAGGUGUGCUAUGGGAUAAAAGAUGGUGACAAGAAGGCAUGGUCUGUGGAGUUUUUGUUGGCUGACUGUAGUGCUAUAUGUUCAUGCAAGAUGUUUGAGCGGAUGGGGUUGGUGUGUAGGCAUAUUUUUUUUGUGUUUAAAGAUCAUGGACUUGAGAGAAUUCCUUCUAUGUAUUUGGUGUCUCGGUGGACAAAAGGUGCUAGUUUGAAGCCAAUAUUUGAUAUUGAUGAUACGGUUGUUGACCAAUCGGCUAAAGUGGACAAUGUUAGGGUGCUUACUAAUCUAAUGUGGUCUGAAAUUUAUGCUUGCGUGGGAUUGGCUGAUGGUAAUGUAGAACGGUUGGAAAAACUAAGACGUGUUAUUUGUGAGCAAAGGGAGUUCUUUUAUCAAAGAUGGGGGUCAACAGUGGAGGUGCGUGAUCCAAUUAAAGCUAAGAACAAGGGCGGCGGGAAGCGGAUGAAGAGUGCAAGGGAGAAAGCUGUGAAUAAGUGCAUAAAGCAAUCAAGGAAAUGCCAUACUUGUGAUGAAUAUGGCCAUAAUAGUAGGACGUGCCCAUUAAAUGGCUAG